UAACCCAACCACAGAGAACCAAAACCCCCAAACUACAAAUCCUCCCCUGCAAUCACCUCUCCAAAAACACUACAGGGGUUUGAUCAACUCACAGUGACAGUAAAGUAGCAGGGUUUUUCAAAAAACCCUAAUCGAUUAAUUAUUAAUCACCUUCCUUAAUCACUUCCCCUUUGCAAUCACAACCUAAAGCAGAGAAGAAAAGAGAGCAAAACAAAAAAUGCCUCCACAGAGAAAAGGUGCGGCAGCUAGGGUUUCGGAGGAUACAGAGGACCUCACCCGUCACCCGCUCCAAGCCAUCCUCUUAGCCGAUAGCUUUGCCACCAAAUUCCGUCCAAUCACACUCGAACGCCCUAAAGUGUUGCUGCCGUUGGUGAAUGUGCCGAUGAUAGAUUACACAUUGGCGUGGCUAGAAUCUGCUGGAGUUGAGGAGGUUUUUGUUUUCUGUUGCGCGCAUUCUAAACAAGUUAUCGAGUAUUUGGAGAAAUCCGAGUGGAUUUUGCAGCCGAAUUUCUCCGUUGUAACUAUCGAGUCUCAUAAUUCUGUUAGCGCUGGCGACGCUCUGCGAUUGAUCUACGAGCGCAAUGUGAUAAACGGAGAUUUUGUACUUAUUAGUGGGGAUACAGUGAGCAACAUGUCUCUCACACAAGUGAUUCAAGAACAUAAAGAGAGAAGGAAGAAAGACAGUAAUGCUGUGAUGACUAUGGUUAUUAAACAGUCAAAACAAUCUCCGAUUACCCAUCAAUCACGGCUCGGUACUGACGAGCUUUUUCUGGCAAUAGAUCCUCAGACAAAACAGCUUCUUUUCUACGAGGAAAAGACCGACAACUUGAGAGGGAUUAUACCUCUUGAUAAUGCAUUGCUUGGUGAUAAUCCUUCCAUUUGUCUCCACAAUGACAAGCAGGAUUGUUAUAUUGAUAUAUGCUCCCAGGAAGUUCUUAGUCUUUUCACUGACAACUUUGACUAUCAACACCUACGCCGUCAUUUUGUAAAGGGAUUGCUGGUUGACGAUAUUAUGGGCUACAAAAUAUUCACUCAUGAAAUUCACUCAAGUUAUGCGGCUAGGAUUGAUAACUAUCGAAGCUAUGACACUAUCAGUAAGGACAUAAUUCAAAGGUGGACUUACCCAUUUGUACCAGAUGUGAUGUUUUCUGGAAAUUCUGCUACUCAUCUUGAAAGAGAAGGGAUGUACCGAGCAUCAGAAAUUGAGCAAUCACGUUCUGCACGUAUCGGUCCUUUUACUGUUAUUGGAAAAGGCACUAGAAUUGGGAACAACUCCAAUAUUUCGAAUUCUGUCAUUGGGAAAGGGUGUUCAAUUGGAUCAAAUGUUUCAAUAACAGGUUCCUAUAUAUGGGAUAGCGUCACUAUUGAAGAUGGCUGUGACAUAAGGCAUGCAAUAAUAUGUGAUGGAGUGGUAAUAAAAUCAGGAGCAGCAUUGGAACCUGGCGUGGUAUUGUCUUUCAAGGUUGUGAUUGGACAGCAGUUUAUUGUCCCUUCCUAUUCAAAGGUGUCUUUAUAUCAGCAGCCAACUGUGGAAGAUAGUGAUGAAGAAUUGGAGUAUGCUGAUAAUAGCAGUGGAACCGUAGAUUCUUCAAUUACAUGUACUAUGGAUACGUUAAAUAGGGAAAUGAUGUCUGAGACGCCUGCAUCACAGCUCGGGCCUGGUGGUGUUGGCCAUGUUUGGUCAAUAUGUGAGGGAGGUCACGAGGAAGAAUGGAGACAUUCAGUUGCACCCAUUCCUGCUGAUAAACUUGCUGAGGCCACUCAAUCUUUGGAGGAUGAUUUGGAAUUCUUAAAUCUAGAUGGAAAUGCUCUCUCAACUUCUGGGGAGUUGAAGCCUGGUCGUAAUGGCACUGAUUCUGAAGACGAUGAUGCUGAAGAUUCUAGAGAUGAUUCCAUUUACUAUGAGAAAGAGGUUGAAGCAACUUUUUUGAGGGCUGUUAAUGAGAAUAUCAAAGUACCUGAUGUAAUUCUUGAAAUGAACUCUCUGCGGUUGUCAUACAACAUGACAUCCGCAGACUGUGCUGGGGCAAUAUUUUAUGCAAUGAUGAAACAGGCGUUAGAGAUUCCACAUGCUACUGCUGGUGAAUUGCGCAAAAAUGCAGCAAGCAUUAUAGAUGCAUGGAACAACCUUCUAAAGUUCUAUUCAAAAGAAAUAGAUGACCAGAUUGAAGUGAUAAUGAAAUUUGAAGAAAUGUGUCUGGAAUCUGUUAAGGAGUUCUCACCACAUUUUUCCCAGAUUUUGCAUAUUUUAUAUGAUAAAGACAUUUUAGAAGAGGAUGCCAUAUUGAGGUGGGCUGAUGAGAAAAAAGAUGCUGAAGAAUCAGAUAAAGUUUUUGUCAAGCAGUCAGAAAAACUCAUUCAAUGGUUGAGAGAGGCAUCUGAAGAAGAAGAUUGAGAAUGGAAAGGAUUUGGUUUUGGUUUUGUGCUCUAAGCUUUAGCUUUGAAAUUGAGACAGCCAUGUAGGUCAAAUGGAUGUACUCUCUUUAUGUUGUAUCGAGGUUGUAAAGUGGGGCUACAUCCAUGGACUUUUGAACUGAUUAGUUGCCCACGCUUAGGAAAUUAAAUUCAUCUCAUUGAGCAUUUA
Molecule: messenger RNA, 2584 nt
Organism: Populus nigra (black poplar)
Lineage: Eukaryota; Viridiplantae; Streptophyta; Magnoliopsida; Malpighiales; Salicaceae
Exons: 15
Coding region: 218-2395 (725 amino acids)
Biological process (GO): biosynthetic process
Cellular component (GO): eukaryotic translation initiation factor 2B complex
Molecular function (GO): translation initiation factor binding; translation initiation factor activity; guanyl-nucleotide exchange factor activity
Source: RefSeq, a predicted model, not a curated record